Molecule: messenger RNA, 2232 nt
Organism: Triticum turgidum subsp. durum (durum wheat)
Lineage: Eukaryota; Viridiplantae; Streptophyta; Magnoliopsida; Poales; Poaceae
Source: the annotation of a GenBank genome assembly
AUGCGCUUGUUGAGAUGGAUGUGUGGCCACACGAGGAAGGAUCGAGUCCGGAAUGAUGAUGUACGAGAUAGAGUUGGGGUAGCACCAAUUGAAGAGAAGCUUGUCCAACAUCGUCUGUUAUGGUUUGGGCAUAUUCAGCGCAAGCCUCUAGAAGCUUCAGUGCAUAGCGGGCGGCUAAAGCAUGCGGAUAAUGUCAAGAGAGGUCAGGGUAGACCAAUUUUGACAUGGGAGGAGUCCUUCAAGAGAUAUUUGAAGGAUUGGAGUAUCAUCAAAGAACUAGCUAUGGACAGAGGUGCGUGGAAGUUUGCUACAAGUGUCAGGAUUAAGCAGGAAAAUCUCUACACUAAUGUGCAUAAAACAUACCUGGGUCUUUGGAUCAACUGCGCCAACUUGCAGCAGAGCUUCGUCUCCGACCUCUACCGCUCCAUCCGCGGCGGCGACGUGGUCGGGACCGACAAGCUGUACGAGGGCGACUUCCACCGCCUCUCCGCCCGCGUCUACCGCGACGCGCCCUGGCCGCCCGCCAAGGCCGUCGCGACCUACUGCGACGACGACCACGUCUUCCUCCUCCUCUACAGCGAGCUCACGUCCCGCGACGCCCACGCGCGCCUCCCAGGCCUCACCCUCACGCGCCGCGCCGACUCCUGGGACACCUACUGCUCCCUCUUCACCGUCGUCCUCCAGAACGCCCUCACCAUGCAGCUGCCCAACCAGUGGCUCUGGGACAUGGUCGAUGGGUUCGUGUCCCAGUUCCAGACAUUCUGCCAGUACCGCACCAAACUCGAGGACAAGACCGAGGAGGAGAUCAGCCUACUCCAGCGGUUCGACCAGGCAUGGAGUGUGUAUGGGGUUUUCAAUUACUUGAAGGCACUGGUGGAGAAUUCGAUGAUCAGAGAGGUCCUGGAGAGGGAGGAGCGGCUUGAGCAGUUCAGGAUGAUGAAUGGGUAUGAGCACAAGCAGGGUGGGAGCAACGUGUUGAAGAUGCUGGGGUACUACAGCAUGAUUGGGCUGCUGAGGGUGCAUUGCCUGAUAGGGGAUUACCAUACUGGGCUGAGGUGCUUGUUGCCUAUAGAUAUUGGCCAGCAGGGUGUCUACACCACUGUGACUGGGAGCUACAUUUCCACUAUCUACUACUAUGGUUUUGCCAACUUCAUGAUGCGCAGGUAUGCUGACGUGAUACAUCAAUUCAACAAAAUUCUGCUGUAUAUCCUGAAGUAUAAGCAAUACCAUGAGAAGUCUCCGCAGUAUGACUUUGUGCUGAAGAAGAAUGAGCAGAUGUAUGCACUAUUGGCAAUCUGCCUCUCAUUGUGCCCACAGAACAAUCUAAUAGCUGAAGAUGUUAGCACUGAGCUGAAGGGUAAGUAUGGUACUGAAAUGGAAGAGAUGCUUAGAGGUGAUGGUGAGGCACAUUAUGAUGAACUCUUUUCCGUUGCCUGCCCCAAGUUCAUUGCUGCAUGGCCUCCAGUUUUAAAAGAGCCAUUUACAAACUACAACCAGGAUGUAUAUCGUCUUCAGUUGAAGCUGUUUCUUGAUGAAGUGAAGCAACAGCUAUUUCUUGGGGAUAUCAGAAGCUUUCUAAAAGUGUUUUCAGUGAUAACCAUUGGCAGACUUGCGCAGCACAUGAGAUUGGAUGAGAACGCUCUAAGGGAUUCUAACUUGUAUAUGGACAGGGCAAUCCUUCUGGCGUACACCCGCAAAACUCAUGCCGUUGACAAUUACGGAAAGAUCACAUCCAGUGCAGACUUUGACUUCUAUAUUGAUGAGGAAACAAUUCAUGCUACUGAAUCCAAGUCAAGCAAGCACCACCAUGAUUACUUUUUGACGCAUAUUUCGAAGCUUGAGGAAGUGAUGGGCGAGUUGAGUGAGAAUCUACACAUCCAAAUGGUUAUGAUGAUGCCAGUGUCUCCGUGUCACAACUGUCACGUUGAAAUGGUUGUGAUGUUGAUCGAAAAACGUCUAAAUGGCGGUGAUGUAAAUCUAAAGAAUGGUUUCAGUGCAUGGUUUAUAUGGCGUUGUCGCCUAUGGAUGUGCAAGUUCGAUAGCGGUACGGGGACUGUCCCUGUUUUCCAUUUGGUCUCGUACCCACGUGUUCUCAUCUGUAUAAAUGCAAGUAAGAGUACGCCGCCCAAAGCAUCACUCGAGGACAUCGCAGUUACGCAAGACGGCAAGAAGAGCGGCCAAAGUUUCAGGCUCAAUCUCGUCUUCCAGAACCAAAUACUUGUGCCUUCGUAG